AUGGAAGGACGAUUCUUGCCAUCGCAGAGGGUCUUCGUCAGAAGUGGACAAGUUAACUUGCAUCUUGCCGCUCUUCCUCCCUCCGCAUUCCAUCUCCCCGCUGCCGAGGCCGAAAGUGCUCAUCCCGUGCCACCGUCUGGGUGCAUCGAUGAUACCCCGCCCUCGCCGAACACGAAUAUCUGUACUGCUGCAAUCUCGUCCCGGCUCUUCACUCUCCUCCUCUUCCCUCUCUGCUGCUGUGAGCGUGUCGAUGGAGGUACGAUGGCUUCGACGCCUACCAACAACAGGCUCAAUUUGACGCCCUCCAACUCGCCCUACUUGUCUCGUCCGAUCAGGACGCCCACACGUGGCCGGCACACGCAAGAAUCACGUCUCGCCCUUAAGAGAGUCGUCGGCACCACCUGCCGCUCACCGACCGCGUUCGAUACCGUCCACUCCCUGUUCGCCUACACCGCAGGCGCUGCUGCGGUCGUCGUCGACGUCGGCGGCCAACGGUACUCCCAGCGUUUCUACCGAGCCCGUCCCACCGCCAUUCCCGUAUACUCGGUCAACUCUCAGCAUGCACCUUCGACGCCAACGGCCACGACGCCCAAGGCAAACGACAGCCGGAACCGCGCAGCCCCAAACUAUCGGGAUUCCCAACACAGCCCUUCCGAUUGGGCCGACUCUCCAGCAUCAAGGACGUGGACGAGCCGCGAGAGGAUAAAAGCGGCAACAUGCCUCGCCCUCAGCCGCGACGGCAAGUUCCUCGCUGUCGGCGAGACUGGCUACUCGCCCCGGGUCCUCAUCUUCAGCCUCCAGGAUGCAUCCUCCGACAUCCCGCUCGUCGCCAUCAACGAGCACGCCUUUGGCGUCAACGCCGUCGCCUGGUCGCCAGACUCGAGAUACCUAGCCUCCCUUGGUGCCGCCAACGAUGGCUUCCUCUGCGUCUGGAGGAUCGACCCCCGAACGGGUUCGGCAAAGCUCUUUCAGCAAAACAGAUGCACCUCCCUCAUCAAGGACAUGGUCUGGCUGGGAAGCAGCCUCAUCACCCUAGGGCUGCGGCAUGUCAAGAUUUGGAAGAUUGAUGAUAGCCCUUCUACGUCGCCGUCUAAGCAGCGUUUCUCGAACGAAUCGACGCCCACCUCAUCCGCGAAUCAGAAAACCUUACCCGGCCGCAACAUUCUCCUCGGCGACUUGCUCGACGCCACAUUCUGCUGCGCCGCCGUCGACCGCAAGCGGUUCAUUGCUUGCACCGACGCCGGUGAUGUUUGCAUCCUCAACGACGAUGGUAAGCAGUUGCGCCUCGUCAAGGUGCAAAACCUUGCAUUUUCCAUCACCACCAUUACCCUCCGAGGGAACGUCGCCUACGUCGGAGGCAAGGACGGCCACUUCGCCACCCUCGACCUCGACGGACUGAUGAAUGGUUGCGCCGACAAUGUCUUGACGACGACGGAAGCAUCUUCAGGCAUUGCCGCUAUCGGAUUUCUGACGGACAAUCUCGUCACCAUCGAUUCGAAGCGGUCCAUCGACAUCUGGAACCCCGACUACGUCCCGGGCCAGCAGGGAGAGGCCGUCGCCCAUAUUCCGAUACCAGGCCAUGGAGAGGCCAUCGCCGGAAUCCAUGCUCUGCGCAGACCGAACAAGGCAAAUGCUGCCUUUGUCACGUGGUCCGGUACGGGCAACGUCACCUUUUGGGACAUGGACGGUCAGGUCAAGGCCUACAUCGACGUUCCCAUAGACGUGGCCGAGCCGGACAACGAGGCCGAGCUGGUGAAUCAGAUCACUUGCGCGCGGACAACGAGGAAUGGAAAACUACUUGUGACCGCCGAUCGCUUUGGCCUUCUUAAGGUCAUCGAUGUCGACACGAAGGAAUGCCUGCUUGAUACGAAAGCGCACGCUUCUGACGGCGUGUGUGUGAGCAUCUUUGAGGAGGACUCCAAGCUCAUCAUGGCCUGCUGCGGCAGAGACCGCACAGCCCAGCUCUUCCACCGCCUGUCGAGCGGCAGGAUCGACCAUUUUCAGACGCUCGAGUUUAACGCCAGGGUCGUGCAGGUCCUCAUCCCGUCCCAAGACAAGGUCAUCACCUGUGCCCUCGACCGAACGUUGCAGGUUCACGAGCUGGUUUCCAAGGAAGGAGAUCCGGACGCCCUCGCCGCUAUUCUCUCCAAAGUCAUCUCUCUGAAAGCCUCGCCCACGUCCAUGGCGAUGGGACUGGACGGCCGGGCCAUAUUUGUCUCCCUCGUCGACCGAUCCGUCUGCCAGUUCGACCUCUCAACUGGCAGGCAAAUUUGUUACUUCAAGUGUAUCGACGAAGGAGGCAUCGAGUCCGCCGUUCUGGAAUCCAUAUCCGUUGGUCAGUGGGCGCCCAAGGACCUUGAGUAUCUGCUCGGCUCCUCCAACACGGACAAGUCGAUACGAAUUUAUGACGUACAUUCCGGUGCAUUUUUGGAUCGGGAAUGGGGACACACCGAGGCCAUCAACGGCGUUUCCCUCAUCGACGACGGCGACGGCACCAAGCAGAUUGUGAGUGUCGGCUCGGACGGGACCAUCAUGAUAUGGUCCCUCGAUCUGAAUGAUCCGUCACUCAGGCCGAUGAGUAGGGACCCAUCGCCAGUGAAGGAGACCACUUCUGGUAGACCGACUCUGAGGAGGAUUCUCUCGAAGGCCGAGCUCGCCGAGUUUCAGCGGCCGUCUCAUUCCGGGAGUCGUCGAUCUCCGCCCCGGACGAUGCAGCGGCGAGCGUCGCGACUAAACCUCUUUGCUAGCGCAACGAGUGCGAGGACGCCGACUGGGACGUCACAGACAAGCCCCAGUAACAGCACAAUCUUGGAGGACACGCUAUCGCGAAGACGCCCGUCGGAUGGGACCCCAGCAGAAAGUCCACCGUCAAGCCCAAAAUCACGGCCACGAGGCAACUCGACUCAAGGCACCAUUGCGCGGAAGAAAGCUUCUUCGUCCAACCUCCGUAGCACCUUUGGCUCUCUGAACCUGGCAACGGAGCAGGCGUGCCGAACGCUGCGAGCCUACAGGAAGAAGCUUUCGUCUUCGGAACCCCUAGCGGCGGAUAUGCUCACAGAGUUGGAUCACGAGCUACGUCUGACGGCGGCGGCGCUCGGUGAGCGAGCGAUACGAUGCAAAGCAAUGAACGAGACGGUGCUGAGCGGUCUUUUGGAUCAAUAUUCCGAGAGGCUCGUGACACUGCUCGAUGAGAAGCUGAGGCUGAAGAACCAACCCAAGGAACAAGACAAAGAACACGAGCAGGAACAGGAACAGGAUGGAGAAAACUCGAGCGAGGACCGCCGACGCAGCUUGACAACGACCUCGAGCUCGUCGUCGCUGUAA
Messenger RNA from Drechmeria coniospora, 3324 nucleotides. RefSeq lists its product as uncharacterized. Gene Ontology annotation, molecular function: protein binding. The coding region runs from base 1 to 3324 and encodes 1107 amino acids. Gene Ontology annotation, cellular component: mitotic spindle. Gene Ontology annotation, biological process: mitotic spindle organization; regulation of mitotic cell cycle. The transcript has 2 exons. The record is from RefSeq and is a predicted model, not a curated record. Lineage: Eukaryota; Fungi; Ascomycota; Sordariomycetes; Hypocreales; Ophiocordycipitaceae.